Acomys russatus (golden spiny mouse) is the source of this 942-nucleotide messenger RNA. Its product is annotated as olfactory receptor 2A1/2A42-like. Gene Ontology annotation, cellular component: membrane. Gene Ontology annotation, biological process: G protein-coupled receptor signaling pathway. The record is from RefSeq and is a predicted model, not a curated record. Gene Ontology annotation, molecular function: G protein-coupled receptor activity; olfactory receptor activity. Lineage: Eukaryota; Metazoa; Chordata; Mammalia; Rodentia; Muridae. The transcript has a single exon. Bases 1 to 942 code for a protein of 313 amino acids.
AUGGAAGAAAAUCAGACAAUGGUCACAGAGUUCAUCCUGCUGGGAUUCUGUCUUGGCCCGAAGAUUCACCUAGUACUUUUUGCAUUGUUCUCUUUCUGCUAUACCUUUACCCUGUUGGGGAAUGGGUUUACCCUUGGAUUAAUCUGCCUGGAGACCAGGCUCCACACUCCUAUGUACUUUUUCCUGUCCAAUCUGUCCAUUGUUGACAUCGCCUAUGCUUGCAACACGGUGCCCCAGACACUAGUUAACCUCUUGCAUCCAGCCAAACCCAUUUCCUUUGCCGGCUGCAUGAUGCAGACAUAUCUCUUUUUGACAUUUGCUGCCACAGAAUGUCUCCUCCUUGUGGUGAUGUCCUAUGAUCGAUAUGUUGCCAUCUGCCACCCCCUACUCUACACUGUCAUCAUGAACUGGAGAGUAUGUACCAUCCUGGCUUCCGUUUCCUGGAUAUUGAGCUUCCUCCUGGCUCUGGUCCAUUUAGUCCUCAUCCUGAGGCUGCCAUUCUGUGGGCCGCAUGAAGUCAAUCACUUCUUCUGUGAAAUCCUGUCUGUCCUCAAGCUGGCCUGCGCCGACACAACACUCAAUCAAGUAGUCAUCUUCACAGGUUCUGUGUUCUUCUUGGUGGGGCCCCUGAGCUUGGUGCUGGUCUCCUACACACGCAUCCUGGCAGCCAUCCUGAGGAUCCAGUCAGGGGAGGGCCGCAGAAAGACUUUCUCCACCUGCUCCUCCCACCUCUGUGUGGUUGGGCUCUUCUUUGGCAGCGCCAUUGUCAUGUAUGUAGCCCCCAAGUCCCAGCACCCUGAGGAGGAGCAGAAGAUCCUGUCUCUGUUUUACAGUCUUUUCAACCCCAUGCUGAACCCCUUGAUCUACAGCCUGAGGAACGCUGAGGUCAAGGGUGCUCUCAGGAGGGCCCUGUGCAAAGAAAGUCAUUCCCAGUUGCUGUGA